This is a messenger RNA of Sardina pilchardus (European sardine), 6599 nucleotides long. It is a transcript of the gene acin1a, whose product is annotated as apoptotic chromatin condensation inducer 1a. Gene Ontology annotation, cellular component: precatalytic spliceosome; ASAP complex. The record is from RefSeq and is a predicted model, not a curated record. NCBI's taxonomy places the organism in Eukaryota, Metazoa, Chordata, Actinopteri, Clupeiformes, Clupeidae. Gene Ontology annotation, biological process: RNA splicing. Bases 34 to 5535 code for a protein of 1833 amino acids. Gene Ontology annotation, molecular function: RNA binding. The transcript is spliced from 18 exons.
CUGGAGCUGGAGAACGGGCGAAGGGGAUGCAAGAUGGCGGACCUCGAAGAUGUUACGCUGGACGGGAGGCCGCUUCAUUCGCUUCGUGUGGCGGAUCUUAAAGCUGCACUGGAGGAAAGAGGCCUAUCUAAGAGUGGGCAGAAGAAUGCCCUAAUCAAACGAUUAAAAGGGGCUCUGAUGCUGGAGAACCUUCAGAAGACCUCAACACAUCACAUAGGACUCCAACCAAAUUCUCAGAUAGGAGAGGAGAUGAGUCAGAACAGCUUCAUCAAACAAUACCUGGCCAAGCAACAGGAGCUCCUGAGACAGCGCUUGGAGAGAGAGGCCAGAGAGGCUGCUGAGACGGACGGUGCAGACCAAGAUGACCAGAGGGAGACCAGUGAUGGUCCUGCAUGUCCUGCCCCAAACCAGGAUGUCGCCCCUGAUUUAGUUGACCAGCACAAAAGUCUGCCCCCUCCGGUGGGCGAGGGCUUCGGGGUCUCGGCAGGUGAUGCAAAUGCGGACGGUGCCCGGGAGAGGGAGGCGCCAGCGGGGCCCCCGUCUUCUUCUGCCCCCGCGCCUCCGCCCACCUCUGUGGCCGCCCUGUCAGUGCGCGUGGUGGCAGGCGACAAGGGCCCGUCCUCCAGCCGUGCCCCAGCAGACAGCGACGAGGAGAGUGAAGGAGGAGACGAGGACGAGGAUGACGAUGAUGACGACUGGGAUGCGAACGCGAGGCGUAGGAAUCGAGGAGAGCAGCCGGUGCUGCAGCAGCAGCAGCUGCCGCCCAGGGCCCAGCUGGCCAGAGAGCGGUCUGGGGGCUCCUCCCGGCAGCAGCCCCAGCCCCACAUCCCUCCGCUGCUGUCCCAGCAGCUGCGGCAGCCCACGCCACCGCCCUCGCCUCCCCCAGAGCUCUCCUUCCCUCUGCCAGACACUCCUAAGCAGAGCCCCCCCAGCCCAGAGGAAGAACCCCCGUCCAGGCAGCGUACCAGCAGCACGUCCAGCUCCGGCAGCUCCAGCAGUGGCAGCCGCAGUAGCAGCCCUGAGCCACAGAGUGGCGCUGCAGAUCGGCGACCCGGCCCCCUGUCAUUGCUGGCACGCAAGAUGGAGUCCGAGGGAGCCUUCUCAGGAGUGGUCAGACGCGGACGAGACGAAGCCCAGGGACGGGAAGAUGCCGCCGCAGGUGCCGCCGUAUUUCCCGGGAGAGGUCACCAAGAUGGCGCAGUGUCUGCCAUCACGCACACUGCCAACGCCUCGGCCGCUCUGGGCUACCCAGGAUCCAUCUCUGUCAUUGGAGGCCCUCAUGUUCACAGCCAGGGCCCAGUAAGUGUCGUUCGCGCCACCAUGGAAGAAAGGGACUCACUGAAGCAGGACCAUGAGCCUCAGCUACCUUGGCAGAGGGAAAACGAAGACAGAGGGAGGCAGUGGGAGAGGGAGCAAGAGAGGCUUAAAGCACUCGAGAAGGAGAGAGAGGAGAGGAAAGCUCUGGAGCUUGAAAGGGAGAGAGCCCUGGCCCAAGAAAGAGAGGUGAGGGAGAGAGAACACGCUUUGGAGCGAGAGCGUCUGGAAAAAGAGCGAUUGGAGAGGGAGCAGGCUUUGGAAAGAGAGAAAUUAGAGAGGGAGAGACAACAAGCAUUGGAGAGGGAAAGAUUGGAGAGGGAGAGACAACAAAUCCUUGAGAGGGAACGUCUGGAGAGAGAAAGACUAGAGCGAAUACAAGCUUUGGAAAGAGAGAGGCUGGAACGAGAAAUUCAGGACCGAGAGAGGAUGGAGCGAGAAAUGCAGGAGCGGCAGGAGAGAGAGCGGCAGGAGAGAGAGCGGCAGGAGAGAGAGAGACAGGAGAGAGAGCGACAGGAGAGAGAGCAAGCUCUGGAGCGCGAGAGGCUUGAAAGAGAAAAGGCUUUAGAGAGGGAGAGGUUGGAGAGAGAAAGACUGGAGAGGGAGAAGCUCGAGAAAGAACGUCAGGAGAGGCUGGAACGAGAACGACAGGAGCGGGAGAGACUUGAGAAAGAGCGUCAGGAGAAAGAGAGAUUAGAGAGAGAGCGCCUGGAGAGAGAGCGGUUGGAGAGGGAGAGACUUGAGAAAGAACGAAAGGAGAGAGAAAGAAUCGAGAGAGAGCAGGCCCUGGAGAGAGAGAGACUGGAAAAAGAACGGUUUGAGAAGGAACAGGCUCUGGAAAGGGAAAGAAAAGAAAAGGAACAGGCUCUGGAAAGGGAAAGAAAAGAAAAGGAACAGGCUCUGGAGAGGGAGAGACUGGAGCAGGAAAGGCGUGAAAAAGAGCAAGCUCUAGAACGAGAGAGACUGGAGAAACUAAAAGCCAUCGAGAGAGAAGAAAAAGAGAGGUUAGAGAGAGAACAAGCGCGGGAGAGGGAAAGACGGGAGAAAGAGGAAGCUCUGGAGAGAGAGAGAGCCCUUGAAGAGAAGAGACGUCUCGUGGAGCAAGAAAAGAAGGAAAGAGAGGAGAAGGAGAGGGCUCUUGAAAGAGAGCGUGCAUUAGAGCGCGAGAAAGAGGAAAGGAAGGCUGCCUUGGAGCAGGAGAGGCUGAAAGCAGCUGAGCAGGAGAGGGAGAAAACAGCCUUGGAGCGAGAGAGGGAGGAAAGGGAAAAGAUGCUAGAGAAGGAGAGGGAGAGCCGUCUGCCUCCUUGGAAACGCGGGCGUGAGAUUGGGGGCUUUUCCCACUCUCCUGCCCUCCAGCUUGGUGCCCCGGGUAAGACUGGGGCAACAGAGGGAAGGGAUGCAGGGAGUGGCGAGCCAAUGGGACCCUCCCAACACGCGGGAGUCUUCCCGCCAAAAUCCCCCCCAGUCACUACGCCCCUGUCUCCCCAGUCUUCCUCCAAGAAAUUCCGUUUCCUGAGAGAUGCCCCUGUGCUCUCUCCCCCUCCUUCCUCCUCUGCCACUUCCGUGGUCAAGGCGCCCCGCACCUUCUCAGAUAGCCCCUUCCCACAAUCCCAUUCCCCUCUCCACUCCCCCACUAAAGCAGGCCAAGGGGAAGGAGCCCCGCAGGGUCCUCAGGUCCCCUCCGGGAUGGGCUCCCCUCAGAAGCUCGUCAGGCAGGGCGUCCUAGUCUCGGGGUCCCAUGGACCUAACUGGUACGAGGGAGAACGCACGGGGACAGCCCCACCCAUCCAGUUCGCAGAGGGAAAAGACGAGAAACCCAAAACGAGAGAUGUUCUUCAGGAAGAGGACAAGAAAUCAGAUCAGGGGACGCAGUCGUCCGCCAAAGCAGCAGAUGCACCCAGAGCAGUAGAGGAGAAGAUGACCCCUGCAACAGUGCUACCCCCUUCUCCCCCACCAGAGGAGGCUGACGUAUCAAGAGAGAAGGAGAAGAAGAAGAAGGAAGAGAAGAGGAGGAGGAAGGACUCAUCUUCAUCUAGCGACUCGGGUUCAUCUGAUUCCGACUCUGGAUCCUCCUCCUCAUCACACUCUUCGGGAUCAUCCUCUUCCUCGCAGGAAAAAAGCCGCUCCUCUUCCGCUUGUAAGAGGUCUGGAGCCCCCCAAAAGGAGUCCCCAGAGAAGGCAAAGGCUCAGAAACCCGAAAGCCUGAAGGAACCCCCAGCCAUGCCAGCACGCAAGCGUCGGGGUCAAAUUCAAGAGGAGGAAGAGGAAAAGAACGCUGCAAACGACGAGGAUGUAAACAAAAACAAGAAGCCCUGUCCAGAGGUGGAAUCUGAGGAGAUGAAACAAGAGAAGAGAGAAGAACAUGUAGGAGAGAAAACAAAGGAAAAUGAUUCAAUCAGCGAAGUGAAGGAGCCAGUCAUGGAUGAGCCUGAGAAGGCUUCGGAUGUCAGCGAGGAGAGUGCCACACCGAAGGCUUUCUCCACUCGCAGAAUAUCCCUCACUAAUAAGCCGUCCCCGGCUGUGGUGAGUGCGGAGGCCGAGGUGGAGAGCGCCACUGGGGCCGGUCGCAAGAGGAGAUGGGGCGCAAGCACAGCCGUCACUGCCAAGAAGCCGUCAAUCAGCAUCACCACAGACUCACUGAAGUCUCUGAUCCCAGACAUCCGUCCAAGCCUGGGCCAGGAGGCCGUGCUGGACCUGCACCCAGAGGAGACGCCUCUGUCUGGGGAGGAGGAGGCAGGCGACAGGGGCGACCAGGACCUUAAGAUCCGACGCACAGUCACACAGGUGGUUCCCUCUGAAGCACAGGAGAACGGACAGAAGGAAUCAAAGAGGAGUGAGCAGGAGGAAGAGGAGGAGGACGAGGAUGAAGGCGCUGAGGGAAAAGAACGCGUGAGCCCUGAUGAGAAGAUGGACACCUCAUUCCAGGUUGCCAUGGGAACGCACGAGUCUUCCUCACCUGGCCACGAUGCAGACAUGAAGACAGUGAUGCCCAGUGACACACUCGUCCGUCGAUCCAUAAGUCAGCAGAAGUUCGGCGUGAGCAUCACCAUUGACGACCCAGUCCGCGCUGCCAAGCAGCCGUCUCCACCGCGGGGCAAGGUCUCCAACAUCAUCCACGUCAGCAAUUUGGUGCGGCCCUUCACCCUGGGCCAGCUGAAGGAGCUGCUCAACCGCACCGGUAGUGUGCUGGAGGACGGCUUCUGGAUCGACAAGAUCAAAUCCCACUGCUUCGUCACGUAUGCCAGUGCAGAGGAGGCCGUAGCCACACGCACUGCGCUCCACGGAGUCAAGUGGCCUCAGAGCAACCCCAAAUUCCUCUCAGUGGACUUCAGUCAGCAGGAGGAGCUUGACUUCCACCGUGGUCUCCCUCUGCCUGAGAGGGCCGGUGACGAAGAGCGAGGCGUGGUGACGGCGGGCGGCGGUGCCGUCGUGGGGGCCGGGCCGGCGGUGGCCCCUGGAGCCCGAGCGCGGGGCCCGCUGCCCCCUCCCCUCCUGCCGGAGCGCGACCAGUGGGCGGAGCGCGAGCGGGAAAUGGAGCGGCGGGAACGGACGCGUGCCGAACGCGAGUGGGACCGGGACAAGGUGCGCGACUUCAGCCGCCCUGGCGACGAGCGGGAGGCCGCGGCCCGACGCUCACGCUCCCGGGACAGAGAGAGGAGGCGCAAGGAGCGUGGCAAGAGCAAGGAGAGGAAGACCGACAAAAAAGAAAAAGCACCAGAAGAGCCCCCAGCCAAACUGCUGGAUGACCUGUUCUGCAAAACCAAAGCGGCCCCUUGUAUAUACUGGCUCCCCCUCACGGAGGAGCAGGCUGCUCAGAGAGACGCGGCGCGUGCCGAACGCGCCAAGGAGCGUGAGAAGAGGAGGAAGGAGAUGGAGGAGGAGGAAGAGGAGAAGAAACGUGAGGAGGAGCGCCGGGACAGGACAAAGCUGGGAGGAGGCACAGGAGGUGGAGGAGGAGGAGGAGGAGGUGGUGGUGGUGGUGGUGAAGGCGGCGUAGGCGAGAGAGACCGAGACAGGGACAGAGACAGAGAGAGGGAGCGGGAGAGGGAGCGUGGCAGGGACAGAGACAGAGAAAGGGAGCGGGAGGCGGAUAAGCGGAGAGACGGCUACCGUCGGCCACCCGGGGCCAGCGGGGGAGGUGGAGGAGGCGGAGGUGGCGGCGGCGGCGGCAGGAGAUCUCGCAGCCGCAGCGGACCUCCACCCAGAGACAGGCGCCGCUAAAGGGAAACCAACCUGUAGCUCCCCUACUGGUCGACGUGCUGACACACCCUGCACCUCCCUCUGAGGACCAACUGAUUCCACCCUAUGAGUAAUCACAAACACACAAUAUACACACGCACACGCCCCACACACACACACACACACACACACACACAUUCUAUUAUAUAUACACAUAUACACACACAGACAACAUUGGGACCAUGCUCUGGACGGUGCGGUGUCUUUCACUUUCGACUACCAUCUCAGUCUCUCCAGUCUGAGGGUGGGACUCCAAGUGUUCAUUCUGCCCCUCAGUGUUUUUUUGCCUUUCGGUGUUCGUGGGGUUGACUUGGACGCUCACACACACACACACAACCACCCUACCCCCCCCAACCUUUCACUCAACCCACCCACUCCCCCUGCCUCUCUCCCGCCACCCCUUGUGUGCUAAGUCUCCAUGGUUUCUCAGACCGUGUUUCAAAGCCUCUUCUCAUGACCUCUUUUUCCCUUCUAUCUUUUUUCGUCUCCCUGGAUUUGUGUGUGUGUGUGUGUGUGUGUGUGUGUCUCUCUGAGUGUUUGAGUUGUGUAUCCGCACAUGCAUUGCAUCAUUCUCCUUCCCGUCUUCCCGAACAGCAGGACGAGCUGUUUAUAUGUGACAUCCUCUCGUGUCCCACGAUGAUGCCUCACAUGGCCCUGGCCCAAACAUGAAAAGGGCUGCCCUUUCCCACCCCCGAUCUUUCAUCCUGGGGGCGAAAAAAAAAAGAAAGGCUUUGGUGUGUUUGUCCUCCUUUUUGAGUCCCUCUGCCUCUCGGUUUCCCCCGCUGUAGUCUCCCUGCGCUUCCUCGGACACCCCUCCACCAUUGGCACAGCAACAUGGAGAAGGGCAUUGAGUAUUAACCUACACACACAAAUGGUUUUAAUAUUCAUUUAUUUGGUUUUGUUGUUUUUUUAAUCCUUUAUUUUAUGGAUUUUAGUUUAAAUGCUGACUUUUGUUCUUGGUUUCUUUGUUUUUUUAUUUUUAUUUUUGGUUACUCCUGUAAGUGCUGAAUGUACAAAUAAAAAGGUUAUGUUUAAGAACUGAAAAA